Messenger RNA from Tachysurus fulvidraco (yellow catfish), 420 nucleotides. RefSeq names its product regakine-1-like. Gene Ontology annotation, cellular component: extracellular region. Gene Ontology annotation, biological process: immune response. Lineage: Eukaryota; Metazoa; Chordata; Actinopteri; Siluriformes; Bagridae. Bases 81 to 347 code for a protein of 88 amino acids. The transcript is spliced from 3 exons. The record is from RefSeq and is a predicted model, not a curated record. Gene Ontology annotation, molecular function: chemokine activity.
GCAGAUGUACAGAGGAGGAGCCAAAUCUGUUGUUAGAUGGAAAGAUAUCAGAGCUUCACACACCUGCUGAGAACAUCAAGAUGAAUCGUGUGUUUCUGGUCCUGGGCUUCGUCCUGAUCAUGGCGCUCUUCUCAGAUGCUCAGGAAGCUAUAAAAGUUAUUGGAGAAGUCGAGCCUUGCUGUUUCAACUUCUUCGAUGGAAAAAUUCCUCCCAAAAACAUCCUGCAGGUUAAACAGACAGGCUCACACUGUCCACAGCAAGGCUGCAUUGUUACUACUCCUAAAUAUCCCAAUCUGUGUGUUCGUAAAGUCAUCGUCAAAGGCUGCACACCUAAAGGCUUCAACUAAGAUCACACUGCAAGAUACACACACACACACACACACACACACACACACACACACACACACACACACACACACA